This is a messenger RNA of Paracoccidioides lutzii Pb01, 1404 nucleotides long. RefSeq lists its product as hypothetical. The transcript is spliced from 4 exons. The coding region runs from base 1 to 1404 and encodes 467 amino acids. The record is from RefSeq and is a predicted model, not a curated record.
AUGCAGUACAAAGGCAUUUUGCUUGCUUUGGUUCUCUCGUCCGGCCUGCUCGAUGUAGUCGUCGGUGGGGAUCUCCGCGCUCGUCAGGCCGGCGCCCAAGAUGCAGUAGGUCGUCCAGGAGGUCAGGGCGGCCAGAGGGGCCAGGGGCGCCAAGGGGGCCAGGGAGGUGAGGGAGGUCGUCAAGGCCAGGGAGGCCAGCAAGGUCAGGGAGGCCAGCAAGGUCAGGGAGGCCAGGGAGGCCAGGGAGGCCAGCAAGGUCAGGAAGGCCAGGGAGGCCAGGGAGGCCAGCAAGGUCAGGAUGGUCAAGCUCAGGGCGGCCAAGCACAGGGAGGUCAAGCACAGGGAGGUCAAGCACAGGGAGGCCAAGCACAGGGAGGUCAAGGACAGGAUGGUCAGGCCGAGGGUCAAGGGCAAGACGUCCAAGGGCAGGGCCAGAACAAUGGCCAAAAUAACCAGAACAACAACAAUGCCCUCCAGCUCAAUCCGGAAAACGUCCAGGAGGGUAGCCAGAACGACGGAACCGCUGAAGCUGAAGUGGGACAAUCCCCUUCUCUUACCGACGACGCCAACUUUAUCAAUUUCUGUACUGGGAAGACAUUGACAAACGGUCUUCAACGGGAAGAAGGCUCUUGCAACGGCAUUGUUAUGGGUGACAUCCCUUCUCGCAACAACAUGGUUUCCUGUAUUAUUAUGAACCCGGCUCCUGGUGAAGAUCUCGCGGAGAACACCGAUUUCACAAUUCAAAUCCAAGUCGACAACCUCAUAGCUGGUUCUUUCACCAAUCCGGACAUCACUUACUACUCAGCUCCGCAGCAACUUACUCAAGGAACCAUCGUCGGCCAUAGUCACGUCACUAUCCAGACCCUUGGGAAUAAUAUCAAUGCACAGACUCCACCGGAUCCGGACGAAUUCGUCUUCUUCAAGGGCAUCAAUGAUCCCGGCAACGGACAAGGUGGACUCGCAGCUGAUGUUGAUGGCGGUCUCCCGGCUGGUGUCUAUCGUCUCUGUACCAUCAAUUCAGCCAGUAACCAUCAACCUGUGCUCAUGCCGGUUGCUCAACGUGGUGCUCAAGACGAUUGUAUCCGCUUUACUGUUGGCCAAGGAAAUGGGGGGAACAACGGCCAAGAUGGUCAAGGCCAGGACGGUCAAGGUCAAGAUGGUCAAGGCCAGGACGGUCAAGGCCAAGAUGGUCAAGGCCAAGAUGGUCAAGGCCAAGAUGGUCAAGGCCAAGAUGGUCAAGGCCAAGAUGGUCAGGGUCAAGGCGGUCAGGGUCAAGGCGGUCAGGGCCAAAGUGGUCAGGGUCAAGGCGGUCAGGGUCAAGGCGGUCAAGGUGGCCGAAACAGAAACCGUUUCGGUCGCACUAGGCAGCGCCGGCCAUUCGUCAAGAGAUCGUUCAUCGCUUGA